GUUUCACUUUCAAACGCUUAUGCCAGACUGACCAUGUGUAGCCUAGCUUUAUACAGUAGAACUAGUUGUCUUGUAAAACCCCCUAGGUGGUGUUAAAAUGCUCCUGUAGCCUAAGAAUUGCGGCUUUCAACCCGACAUAAAACCCGAAUGUAGGCCACACACAAAACAGUAAGGUUCAGUCAUAUGACUGACUCACAGGAAGAACUUUGGUCGUGAGGUUUAAAGUGGGCAGAGCAUAGCAGUCUCACACAACAUGGAUUCCUGCCUGAACUGGGAAAUGUCCUAACUCCUGUGUAUUGAAGGAUAUUCCAUUUAAAAUCGGAGCGCAGCGCAUCAUAAACAUAAAAUUGAAAGGAAGGUAAAACGAUUUUUUAUUUUUACAACAAACAAAUUUAGCGGGCACACCGUUUUCACGAGGAGGGAUGUUUGUGUUUUACACUUCGUGUCAUUAGUGAGAAUAUACAUCAUGGACACUCUACAGGAGAACGGGCUACAGCACUCACCUGCACUCGAUAUUCCCGGUCGUGAAAGUACCGCCAAAGAACACGGAGUACAUGGGACUCCCCUUAAAACAAAGGAAAAGCCUGGGACAACUAAAAUAAGUUCACCAGUCAAUAAUGUCACGGCGGAGUCUGGGAACCAACAGAUAGUAUCACUGGUAAACGCACCUGCACUACCCACGACACCACUCGAAUUACCUGGCGUUAUGGACGCAGAGGGGAGAGUGGACGAGUCCAGGCUGCGGAUGCACAUUUUCAAGAAUGGUGGUGUGUCCCCUUCGGGGCGUGGCCAGGUGUGGCGUUUCCUGUUCGGGAUGUACCCCUGCAGCUCCACCUCUCUGGAGCGCCCCCUACUGCAGGAGCAGCUCAACGUCCGCUACCACUCCAUGAAGAGGAAGUGGCAGCAGCUUUUUCCUGCUGCCAUCCGACUGCGUAUAAAUGGCACCGAUGCUGAGUUGGUGGCAGCGGUGCGGUACUUCGAUGUGAGGCAGGACAGGGUCCAGCUGCAGACUCAGAACCAGAGUGAUGAGGUCAGGGAGAGGCUGUCCUUUCUGGAGCUACAGGCCCAGGUGUUGUUUGAGCGGGUGACCUUUGAUCUGGAGGAGCUCCAAGAGGCCAUCCGAAUCAUCGACAAGGACGUGCCUCGGACAGACAGAGACCUACCCUACUACUCAGGUGAAGGCUUGGGCAAUCUGCUGGUGUUGAGGGAUAUUCUCAUCACAUAUGCUGCUUUUCACCCAGAGGUGAGCUAUGCCCAGGGGAUGAAUGACCUUUGUAGCCGAUUCCUGGAGGUGCUGGACUCUGAGGUGGACACCUACUGGAGCUUCUCCUACUACAUGGAGAAGUUCUCCAAGGACUUCCGCGCUGACGGCCUGCACAGGAAGAUAGAGCUGGAGGCAGCACUGCUGAAGGAGUUAGAUCCUCAGCUCCACACCCACCUGAUAACAGAUAGCAUGGAGAGUUUCACCUUCUGUCACAGAUGGCUGCUACUGGGUUUCCAAAGGGAGUUUGAGCACUGUGAUGCCCUGCGUCUCUUUGAGAUCCUGAGCUGUGACCACCUGGAGCUCAUCUCCCAGCAGGUGGACCGCGCCCGCUACCAGGAGAGGAUCGCCCGCAGGCAGAGUAUAGAGGAUAAACCAGUGUCUGAGGCACAGGCUGUCAACACAGAAUUCACCUUUGAACUCUUCAUCUGUGCCACCAUAUUAUUGGACAACAGAGAUGCCCUGCUGAGGUGUAGGAAUGAUGUGCAGCUCAUCCAGUUCACCAACAGUUUGCAGGGAACUCUGGACCUAAACCUCACCCUGAAGAAAGCAGAGGAGCAUUUCUACAACUACUGCAAGCGCUCUGCUUGGGACUAUAUGAAUGGCCGCUGCAGGACAAGUAAAAACAAGGAGGGACACUUCUUGUUCCAGCUCCGCAGCUUCUUCUCCUGAACCCAGAUCAGUCCUUAACUUAACCUCUUGAACAUUCAGCUACAACCUGUAGUAACUGUGGGGUGGACUCAAAACAAGGGACCUAUUUCCUAAGAUGAGUGUGUGCUAUUUACAUGUCUUGUCCUCUAACGUUGAAGCAUUCAUAUUUCUGUGGGAUCUACCUUGAGUGAGUGAUGCUGCUUACUUACCAACAAUUCUAUCAAUUUGGACUGUCUUCGUUGUUGUAUCUGAUUAUGCUAAUUUCUAUCUAUUUAAAAAUAUCUAUUUAUUAUUUAGAAAGGUGUCAAUGAACGGGUAGAAAAGUGUGCAAUGCUGAAUUGGUUACAUCACCUGGAGUUUGGCCUUCUUGAUUUCUAUGUUUUUCUUGGUGAGUUUAGAAGAAAGCCCUGUUUACAAAAUGAUAGAAUAAUUAGGACUAUGAUGUGGCCAAAAGGUGUUCUCACCCUUGAUCUGAGAUUCAAUUAUAUAAUAUGUGAUACUACUGGAAGAAAACAAGUCUUGGAACUGCAUCAAGACCACUGAAAAAUUGCAUGUAGCAACAGUUUGCAUGUGUUGUGACUCCCUGCUAUUGGUAAACAUAGAAAUAUAAUUACGGGGAUGCCUGUUCUAGUCAGUCUAUUUCUAAAGGUAUAAAAUAGGACGCCAGCUGACCUAUGUGUCAUAGUGGACCUGUGUGACAGGAGUAGCUGUUCAUUGGUUCAGUUCUGAGCCAAUACUGUCUGGAAUACUAAAAUACAUAUUCAUGUCUGUCACAAUCUUGCUUAGUGAAAGUUUGAUGUUAGUUUGUUGGUGAUUUAAAUGUUUUAUUCUGAUCCAGCUAAUUGCCAUUGAAGGAGAUGUCACUUUCAGGUGUCCAGUGCUUUUAGGCAGAUAGUGAACAUGUAAUUCCGAGUAUAAUUGGGUUUGGAGCAAUUCAUUAAAAAAUGCUUUAUAAACGAAGCCCACCAGUGAGGAGAAGGAUUAUUUCCAGAUGUUUCACUGCUUGACAUUUCAGUUCCUCGACCUGCGAGUUAGUGAGUGAAGAAUAGGUUUCCACAUGUUGAAGGGACAGGCUUGUCAUUGUAUGUACGGACUGUUAUUAUAUAAGGGUUAAAUGUAAUAAACUGUGGGACAUUAAA
Messenger RNA from Oncorhynchus tshawytscha (Chinook salmon), 3051 nucleotides. RefSeq names its product GTPase-activating protein GYP7. Gene Ontology annotation, molecular function: GTPase activator activity. NCBI's taxonomy places the organism in Eukaryota, Metazoa, Chordata, Actinopteri, Salmoniformes, Salmonidae. Gene Ontology annotation, biological process: activation of GTPase activity. The record is from RefSeq and is a predicted model, not a curated record. The transcript is spliced from 10 exons. The coding region runs from base 467 to 1933 and encodes 488 amino acids.